This is a messenger RNA of Sclerotinia sclerotiorum 1980 UF-70, 5508 nucleotides long. RefSeq lists its product as hypothetical. The record is from RefSeq and is a predicted model, not a curated record. Gene Ontology annotation, molecular function: ATP hydrolysis activity; helicase activity; ATP binding. Bases 1 to 5508 code for a protein of 1835 amino acids. The transcript has 8 exons. Lineage: Eukaryota; Fungi; Ascomycota; Leotiomycetes; Helotiales; Sclerotiniaceae.
AUGAAUAAUAUUCCUUUGGCUGAAGAACUUCUUUCAUGGAGUGAGGGUCAACGUGUCCAGGGGCCUUCGUUCCAGCCUUUACAACUCAAACAACAUAUUCAAAAAAGCACUGGUAAAGAUCUUUCUUCUUUGAUUCAAACUCAGAAGCCAGUUAUUCUCGAUGAAUCCCAGACGAAUUCUCUGCUUGCUAUCUUAUUCCGAAGGGUGAGUCUGGUUCAAGGGCCACCAGGCACGGGAAAAUCAUUCAUUGGAGCAUUGGGUGCAAAAAUACUUCAUGAUUUCACGUCUCAAACUAUUUUAGUCGUCUGCUAUACGAACCAUGCGCUAGAUCAAUUUCUCGAAGACCUUCUGGACAUUGGGAUUCCAUCUUCAAAUAUGAUCAGACUUGGAUCAAAGUCCACAUCUCGAACAAAAGAAUUAUCUUUACGCGAACAAGGGUCGUCUAAAGGAUCGGCUAAACUCAAUAGUUCACAAAGGGACCGAAUUCACAAACUCGAAUCGAGUCUCAAUCAGCAUAAGACAAGAUUAGAAGGCGCGUUUAGACGGUAUCACUCGACUCAAGUAAGCAAGCAACAGAUAUUGGACUACCUCGAGUUUCUGCCUGGUGAUAUUCCAUUCUUUGAUACGUUCAUGGUGCCCAUGACCAAAAAGGAUGAUAUGACCCAGGUCGGAAGAAAAGGAAAAGCCGUGGACAAGUUCUAUUUGUUGAAUAGGUGGAUCAGGGGUAUGGCGGAUGCUGGGAGUUUCCGGUAUACUCAACCCAAACGUUCAAAAGAAGUAUGGAAAAUUAGUUCAGAGUCGAGGGAUGCGAUUAUCUCAGGGUGGAGGUCAGCUAUCAUAGAGGAGAUGGUUGAAGAAAUGCUUAAAAUUGGCAAGCAGUUCAAUGAUGAGCAAGCAGAAAAAGAGAGUAUCUUCGAUCAGAGGGAUAUUAGCACAAUCAAAUCUAAGAGAAUUAUUGGCUGCACAACAACUGCCGCUGCAAAAUACACAUCUGCAAUUCAGAUUGCCUCUCCUGGGGUAUUACUGGUUGAAGAAGCUGGAGAAAUUCUUGAGGCUCAUAUCUUUACAUCUUUGGCGAGGGACACGCAGCAACUGAUCCUCAUUGGAGACCACAAGCAGCUUCGCCCGAAGUGUAAUACAUACGGCCUCAAAGUGGAACAAGGAGACGGCUACAACCUGGACAUGUCCUUGUUUGAGAGAUUGGUUCUUGAUGGAUUUCCACAUGUCACGCUGACGAAACAACAUCGUUCUAGACCAGAGAUAUCGUCCAUUAUUAGGCAUAUUACAUACCCAGACCUGAUCGAUGCCGACUCUACGCGAAAUCGAAAAAAUAUUCUUGGCGUCCGAGACAACCUUAUCUUUAUAGAUCACAGAUCUCCUGAAAACGAUAUACAAGUCAAAGCAAUGAGGGAUAAUGUCGACUCGACAUCAUCCAAGCAGAAUGAGUAUGAGGCCAACAUGAUCCUGAAAUGUGUGAAGUAUCUUGCUCAACAAGGGUACGGAUCUGACAAAUUGGUGGUUUUAACACCAUAUGUCGCCCAGCUCAAAUUGCUGCGUGAAAAGCUGUCAAAAGAGAAUGAUCCUAUACUUAACGACUUAGACAAAUAUGACCUCAUCCGUGCUGGCUUGUAUGUUGAUGCAGGUGCUAAGGCUUCAAAGCCUUCACUCCGAAUCUCUACUGUCGAUAACUACCAAGGUGAGGAAAGUGAUAUUGUUCUCGUCUCAUUGACUAGAAGCAACCCGAAUAAUGAUAUCGGUUUCUUGUCUCAGCCUCAACGACUCAACGUCUUGGUUUCGCGAGCAAGAAACGGGCUUAUCAUGGUCGAGCAAAAAUGUCCCAAUGGCCAUACAAACAAGUCACUAUGUCAUCAAGGUCUCCCAUCGAUAUCAUGCCCCAAAUGUGUGAAAGAAAAACGAGAUGCAGCUGAACAAGCAAAGAAAGAUUUAGAUGAACAGUUACGGGUGGAUGAAAUAAGUCAAAAAGAUCAGAAAGAACUCAAAAAGGUUCAAGACGAAAUUGAUAAGGCGCAGCAAAAGCGUCGAGACGCUUGGUUGAGGUCGGAGCGAGAAAAAGUUUUAGCACAAAAAAAAAAGGAUUUGUCUGUCCUAAUGGACCAUAAUAAUCAAAUAGAAUCAAACCCGCAACGAUAUUCCUCGCCUCCGCUAUCACAAUUCACGCCUUCUGCUAUAUCAAAUCCUUCUCCCAGUCCUACUACCACCAGCCCUGUGCCGCUGCAAGACAUAUCAAGACCAAAGCUGCCAGAUAAAAAUAAAAAUCUCCAGAAGCAUCUUCAGAUGUGCCUUGAUCACAAUGUUUCAGCAUCAAAAACCGAUUGGCAAAGACAAAAGGAUCUAGAGAAUGCCAGAAAUCCGGCGAUAGAUAGGAUUAUGGAAAUGAUCGGACUGGAAGAUGUAAAAUCCCAAGUUCUGCGGAUUAAAGCCAAAGUCGACACAUCAAAACGUCAGGGAACGGAUCUUAGCAAAGAAAGAUUUGGACUAGCUUUAUUAGGAAACCCUGGAACAGGAAAAACAACUGUAGCAAGACUCUAUGCGAAAGUUCUAACAACACUUCAGGUUCUUCCUGGUGAUGAAUUUGUUGAGACAACCGGUAGCCAUCUUGCAAAUGGUGGGGUCCAUGAUGUCAAAAAGCACCUGGCAAUUCUUGAAGCGUCACAAGGGGGAGUUUACUUCAUUGAUGAAGCCUACCAGUUGACGGAAGGGCAUAAUCAUGGUGGCAAAGCUGUCCUCGAUUAUCUACUUACAGAAAUUGAAAAUCUCGUGGGCAAAGUAGUUUUUAUCUUUGCCGGGUAUCUCAAGCAAAUGGAAAAGUUCUUUGAGCAUAACCCAGGAAUAUCAUCUCGCCUACCAUACACACUUCGAUUUGAGGACUAUACUGACUCGGAGCUUCUCCAAAUGUUGCAGUCCAAGAUCCACGAAUUCUACCAAUUCCCUAUGAAGAUAGAAGACGGUCAGGACGGGCUUUUUAUGCAAAUUGCAAUCCAGCGCCUGGGCAGAGGAAGGGCUCGAGACGGUUUCGGGAAUGCAAGAGCCCUUGAGAAUAUGUUUGCUAGGAUUCGAGAACGUCAAGCCGAUCGACUCACGAAGGAACGAAAGAAUGGCCUCAGUCCAGACGACAACCUGAUUUCUAAGGAAGAUCUGAUCGGGCCAGAUCCAUCCCAGGCAAUUCGCAAUUGCGAAGCUUGGAAUCGGCUACAAAGUCUCACGGGUCUGGAAUCAGUCAAAGAGUCCGUCAGAGGCUUAAUCGAUAUGAUCAAGACCAAUUACGAACGAGAGCUUAAAAAAUUGCCUCCUGUGGACACAUCACUCAACAGAGUAUUUCUAGGCUCUCCAGGCACAGGCAAAACCACGGUAGCUAAGCUUUAUGGUCGAAUUCUCUCAGAUCUUGGUCUAUUGAGCAAUGGGGAAGUUAUCACAAAGAAUCCCGCAGAUUUCAUCGGAAGUGCCAUGGGGCAAUCCGAGGAGAAUACUAAAAACAUCCUGGCUAGUACAGUUGGAAAAGUUCUGAUCAUUGAUGAAGCAUACAUGCUUUACUCCAGCUCUGAUAAGGGUGGUGGCGGCACUGACAUGUACAGAACAGCCGUCAUAGACACAAUCGUGGCUGAGGUGCAAAAUGUACCCGGUGAUGAUCAGUGCGUGCUGCUUCUCGGUUACGAAGACAAAAUGGUUGAAAUGUUUCAGAACGUGAAUGCAGGCCUUACGAGACGUUUCGCACUCAAAGACGCCUUCAACUUCGCAGACUUUAAUGAUCAGGAAUUGGAAGAGAUUCUCUACCUCAAGAUGAAGACCCAGGGACUUGGAGCGACUCCGAAAGCUGUGUCAAUUGCCAUAGAUCUCCUUGGACGAGCCCGAAAUGGUCUGAAUUUCGGAAACGGUGGUGAAGUGGAGAACCUGAUUUCGCGGGCCAAACGCAAUUACCAGUCUCGACAAUCAAAGUUGCAAGCCAGUAAGCGAUCAGUAGAUUUUAUUUUCGAACCACAAGAUUUCGAUCCGGAUUAUGAUCGAGCUGAGGGUGCAGAGACAAAUCUUAAGGAACUAUUCAGAGAUGUAAUGGGCUGUGACUCCAUCGUCGCUCAACUCAGUGGAUACCUGAAUUCUGCAAAAAGUAUGAAAAAGCGCGGAAAAGAUCCUCGAUCUAAUAUUCCAAUGAAUUUCAUAUUCAAGGGUCCUCCAGGUACCGGCAAAACAACAACUGCUCGCAAGAUUGGUCAAGUCUAUUAUGACUUGGGCCUUCUUUCGGAAGCCAGAGUCGUGGAAUGCUCUGCGUCUGACCUAGUCGGUCGGUAUGUGGGGCAAACUGGCCCCAAGACUAUUAAGCAGCUCGAGCUUGGGCUCGGCAAAAUUCUUUUCAUUGAUGAAGCGUACCGACUUGGCCAAGGGCAUUUUGGUCAAGAGGCCAUUGAUGAGCUGGUUGAUUCCAUGACAAAGCCGAAAUUCGCCAAUAAAAUGAUUAUCAUCCUGGCGGGUUAUGAAAAAGAUAUGAAUACCUUGCUUAGCGCGAAUGAAGGAUUGAAUAGCCGUUUUAGUGAUGAGAUGAUAUUUCCUGCUCUAGAUCCAAAAGACUCUCUUCUUGUCCUCCAGAAUACUCUGGAGAAAGAAGAUAUAUUAAUAGAGGGUUUGAAUAAUAUACCCAGUCACCAACCUUUCUUGGACAGAGUAGCAGAGCUUUCAGCCCUUCCUGCCUGGGGUAAUGCGAGAGAUAUGAUCACAUUAGCCAAGAGUAUGAUACGCGCGGCAUACCAGUCGACCACAAACUCAGUAAACGAUAGUCAAAACAUUAUUCUGCCAUAUGGUGAGGCAUUAGCUUGCAUUCAACACAUGGUGGAUGGAAAGAGAGGUAGGGCUACCGCCCAAGGGCAACCUAGGUUCAAUUCUUCGACAAACAGCCCUGUCAUGAGCGAGACUCAGGAACCACCUGCUUCUUCUAUAAUAGCCACCAAGACCGUUAAUUCGAUCAAGAAAAAGAAAAUUGCGGAGGAAGAACAGCCAUCAAGUUUACCAACAGAGUCUGAAAUAUCCUACGAUGGAAUUGCUCGUGACGCAGGAGUCCCUGAUGCAAUAUGGGCUCAACUACAACAAGAUAAAAGGGCGGCCGAAGAAGAAGCCCAGCGCUAUGCAAUCGAGAUGCGAAGACAGCAAGAAAGGGUUGAAGCACUUCAAGAGGCGGAAAGAAAAGCCAGGGAGGCAAUCAUGCGGGAAAUCAAGUCAAAACAUGAAGCCGAGUGCCGAGAACAACUUCGAUUGCGUGAAGAAGCUCGACUUCGCGAGUUGCAAGCAAAGGCUGAGAGAGAACGUAUCGAGAAAGAAAGAGAGCGAAGAAGAUUGGAAGAAGUAGAGAGAAGAAAAAAGGAGGCGCAGGCUCAGGCUAAAUUGAAAACCAUGGGGGUUUGUGUGGCGGGUUUUCAGUGGAUUAAACAAGCUGGUGGAUAUAGGUGUGCUGGUGGAAGUCAUUUUGUGACGGAUGGUCAACUUGGAAUGAGAGGCAAUUGA